This is a messenger RNA of Myotis myotis, 2038 nucleotides long. It is a transcript of the gene INO80E, whose product is annotated as INO80 complex subunit E. The transcript is spliced from 7 exons. NCBI's taxonomy places the organism in Eukaryota, Metazoa, Chordata, Mammalia, Chiroptera, Vespertilionidae. The record is from RefSeq and is a predicted model, not a curated record. Bases 57 to 671 code for a protein of 204 amino acids. Gene Ontology annotation, cellular component: nucleus; Ino80 complex. Gene Ontology annotation, biological process: chromatin remodeling.
CCGAGCGCUGGGAGGGUAGUGGGACUUCAGUGCUGGGCGCCGCUCCGGGGCUGGUCAUGAACGGGCCAGCGGACGGCGAAGUGGACUACAAGAAGAAGUACCGGAACCUGAAGCGGAAGCUCAAGUUCCUCAUCUACGAACACGAGUGCUUCCAGGAGGAACUGAGGAAGGCACAGAGGAAACUGCUGAAGGUGUCCCGGGACAAGAGUUUCCUCCUAGACCGGCUCCUGCAGUACGAGAACGUGGAUGAAGACUCUUCGGACUCAGAUGCCACUGCAUCUUCAGAUAACAGUGAGACAGAGGGGACACCCAAGUUGUCGGACACGCCAGCCCCCAAGAGGAAAAGAAGCCCUCCGAUGGGGGGUGCCCCCUCUCCCUCCAGCCUCUCUCUGCCUCCUUCAGCAGGGUUUCCCCUUCAGGCCUCCGGGGCCCCCUCCCCAUACCUGAGCUCGCUGGCUUCCCCCCCCUACCCCCCAUUCCCUUCUGACUACCUGGCCCUGCAGCUGCCCGAGCCCAGCCCCCUGAGGCCCAAGCGGGAGAAACGGCCCCGCCUGCCCCGGAAACUCAAGGGCAGGAUGGUGGAGAUGGCCAGGGUCAGCGGAGCCUGGGGCCAAUGGGCAGAGGUGUGUGGCGUGGGCUCGGCAGUUAGGCUUUCUGAGGUGCGGUCCUGAAGUAGAGAAGCUUUGGGGAGCUGAGUUCUAGACAUUCAGGAGAGAAAAUACUGGUUGGGAGAGAGGCCCAGAUCAGUGGCUGUGCCGGGGGAAGGGGUUACUUCAGGGAAGGCCUCCAAGAAGAGGUAACACUCGAGCCCAGGGUAAGUGAGAUUUGGGUGUUACAGGCUGAGGCAGUGGUGGGAGGAAGACAAAGGACAUGACCAGUGUUGUUUGGGCUAGAGCAGGAGGGAUGAGGGAACAGUGUCGGAAAGGAAACUAGGAUGGGGGAUCGUAGAAGGCCUUGGCGCCCAGAGGCGGGCGGGUCUGUGAAGGGAGUGGGGGUUGUUGAGGCUUCUGAGUGGCGUGGCGUGGCGUGAGGAGGGAACGCUGUGAAGACUGAAGCAGGUCCGUUAGGGGCCUCAGUCAGACUCGGCUGGGUUUGAACCCCAGCUCCCCCACGUGACCUUGGGCAUGUCAUGUCACUCUGAGCCUCAGCUUCUCCUGGGGUCACUGGGUCACUGUCACGUUAACGUGAGUGAAGGGAAAGAACACAGCCCAGUGCCUGGUCCCUAGGAAGCCACAGGUCAACACUAGCUGCUGUUGGUCACCUGAGGGGGCCACUGAGUGAGUCCAAGCAGGUUAGGAAGUGGGAGCCGGAGUAGGAAUCAAGAGUAGUGGCCAGAGGAGGGGGACAGUCCUCAUGUCGCUGCUUUUUUCAGCCAUGUAUGUGUCUGCCCCUCUGUGCACACGUGGGUGCCUCGUACUGGAUACAAGGGUGCUAUUCAAUGCUUGGCCUCCUGUCAUCAGUCCUGGCAGUCACCUGUACCCUGAGGUGCUGACCCUGAUUAAAAACCCACUCUGACCCUCCACGCCACCCAGGAACAGGGUGAGGGUGGGCCAUGAGGGCUGAAUGGGUCAAAACAAUGAGAAGGGCCACUGUGAAGACCACACAGAAGCAUUUCCUGCCACCUGCAACCCAGGGCCAGAUUGGACACUGCCCAGUGGGGACCUGGCAGCCUGUGUUCUCCUCUGGCCCGUGGCCUCUCCUCCCUUCCAGGGUGGUCAGGAUGGCCAGGGAGCAUUAAAGCGAAUCACUGUCGGUAUGUGCUCGGUUUGUGCUCUCGGGCAAGGCGUGCAGCCCGCCGAGCUCUCUGGGGGAAGGUUGUCAGGACCUGGCAGGAGUGGGGCUGGAGGGUUCAGCAGGACAGAGGCCACUUCUCAGCCUCAGAGGGCACAGCAGGACUUUUGACAAAUAGAAAAGGACACUGCAGGUGGAAGGACCGCCCGCCGCUCUCAGGCAUGCCCGCUCUCAGGCAUGCGGCACUGCCUGCCCCGCGGGCAGCAGGGGGCCUGAGGCCGUCAGUGGAGGAGUGACACGCUCAGAU